AUGUGGAACGACAAGUUUUUCGUUCUAAAUACGCUCAAUGCGGCAGCACUUCUAUUCUCUAUAAUAGUUCUAAGUCUGCUGGCUGGAUGGGCAUCAAAUACACAAAGGGACUUUGACAUUUUACACCCAACCGACUUGUUUCUCACGACAACGAUUGCCGUCGUAUCUGGAAUGUUUAGUUCCGGUAACAUAAUUCCGUCGGUCAUGCGACGAUUAGGAUAUUCAAAAUUCGUUUACAUGACUCAGCGUAUACUGGCCGGUUCGUGGUUUCUUGCCUUUAUGUCUAUGACACUGUUGGAGAACAAGAGUGGUAUUUUGGAUAAAAACCUGGAAUUGACUUCCGAGACUGCAAAUGUCGAAGCCGCCAUACUGGUCAAUAGACUCGCUAAUGUUAUCAGAGUAUUGACGAUUUUUAAUGGAUGCAUAUACGUUGGUCUUUCGUAUAUCGUUUACAAGAUAAGCGUAGGCAGAGGACUAUCAAACUUAACCAAGCUUGAAAAGUUUAUUCGGCACAGUCAGUACAUACUUCGAAACAGUCAGUGCUUUUUCCGAAACAGUCAAUCCGGUUUUCGUCAGUCCAUGUUUGCAAAUAACGAUACACUUAAAUCCCAGCCCACGGAGGUCGUUAUUCGUGUACCAGAUCGCGCAUUUACCAAAGAAACACGCGAAGACGAAAAACAAGUGUAUGCGUGUGCAUUGUAUGAUUACAAUGGCUCCGAUGAAGUCGACUUGAGAUUCAAAGAAGGAGAAGUUAUUAGAGUAACAAAGUACAGCCGGAAUCAAAAUGAGUGGUGGGAAGGAGAAGUAAACGGACAAUAUGGAGAGUUUCCUGGUACAUACGUGAAAGUGGUCUAA
This is a messenger RNA of Paraglomus brasilianum, 855 nucleotides long. Lineage: Eukaryota; Fungi; Glomeromycota; Glomeromycetes; Paraglomerales; Paraglomeraceae. The record is from the annotation of a GenBank genome assembly.